CGCCUUCCCCAAAAGGUAUUUCAUUUCUGUUCACAACUACCACCAACCCACCGGCUUCGCUCAGAUGGGCCCCAUGGACCUGAAAGCAAUUCACUUGAUGUUGACUCUGAUCACAGCUUCCCAGGCUCAACAACCCCUCGUGGUCUCCCAGCCCAGCUCAGCAGAGGGCACUGAAGGCGGUUCCGUCACCUUGCACUGUUCCUACAAGUCCACCUCAGAGCCCAAGGUUGGGAGCUUCCGGUGGGUGAAGGAGCCAGGGGUGGAGGUCAGAAAGACCACCCGGGAAUUCAUGGGAAGGGUGAGUCCGACCUCGGAGCAGGGCUUCCUCUUGGAGAGCAGAGCUGACAUAGAGAUACGGGAUCUGAGACAUUACGACUCUGGGGUGUACCGAUGCGUGGUGAAGAUCCCUGGAUUCCAGGAGACAUCGGGGAACGGGACUGAGCUUCGUGUGGUUAAAGAAGACCUAAAAGGAUCUAAUUCUGCACCACAAGGGGACACCAUGGUACUCAUAUGGCUUCUCCUGCGUGCUGUCCUCUGUACCUUUGGAAUUACGACCACUGCUUUGGUGACACGUCUUUAUUAUGGGAAGAGAUCUCCACAAAAGAGGCCAUUGCACCACAGAGAGAACGAAUAUAAAGCAACAAGCAGGAAUUGACAACAGCAGCAACCCAUUCUCUAUUCCUUUCCCCCUUCAAUCCAGUAGAACUCGUCCUCCCCUUUACAAUUUUAGGACCUUCAUCAACAGAGCAGAAU
Molecule: messenger RNA, 753 nt
Organism: Zootoca vivipara (common lizard)
Lineage: Eukaryota; Metazoa; Chordata; Lepidosauria; Squamata; Lacertidae
Product: natural cytotoxicity triggering receptor 3-like
Biological process (GO): natural killer cell activation; positive regulation of natural killer cell mediated cytotoxicity; immune response-activating cell surface receptor signaling pathway
Source: RefSeq, a predicted model, not a curated record